GCAGCCCGCGCCACUGGGUGUAGCGUCAUGACCAGCAGAAGGGCUCUGAUCUGCGGCUGCUGGCUGCUGCUCCUCGGCCCACGCCUCGCCCCGGGGGCCGCCCUCCAGCCGCUGCACUGUGCCCCGUGCACGGCGGAGAAGCUGGCGCUGUGCCCGCCGGUGGCUGCCGGCUGCCCGGAGAGGGCCCAUCAGCCGGGCUGUGGCUGCUGCCAGACCUGUGCCCUCCAGCUGGGGGAGGCCUGCGGGGUGUACACAGCGCGCUGUGGCCUCGGGCUCAGCUGCCAGGUGCGGCCAGGGGAGCUCAGACCCCUGUUUGCCCUGACCCAUGGGCAAGGGGCAUGCCUGCCAACAGCAGAUGCAGAAGGGAUGCGGAUGGCAGAGGCUGCAGACUCUCUGGAACCUGAGGAUGCACCUCCAGAAAUUACUGAAAUAGCACAGGAUCAGCAGUUCAACUAUCAACUGUUUCCCAUUGGCCAGGACAAGUCUCUGCCUUGGAACGCCAUCAGUGCUUAUGAAAACAUGAAAGCAAAGAGGAUCACCGAACUAAAGAAAUGGAAGGAGCAGGGACCUUGCCAGAAAGAUCUCUACAGGGCACUGGAUAAAUUAGCUAAAGCCCAGCAGAGAACUGGAGAAGACCUAUACAAAUUCUAUUUACCAAACUGCAACAAGAAUGGAUUUUAUCACAGCAAACAGUGUGAAACUUCGCUGGCUGGAGAGCCUGCUGGAUGUUGGUGUGUCUAUCCAAGGAGUGGGAAAAGAAUUCCUGGAUCUCCUGAGUUGAAAGGCGACCCUGAAUGCCAACAGUAUCUCAGCUCACAAGAAUAAGACCAAACACAUGACAGCAUUUCCAUUUGCUCAUACGAAGACUGUUGCAGGGCCUGAUCCUGCCAUCAUUUAUGCCCAAUUCACCAAGGUACUUAAAUAUGUGUCAACUUUAAGCAUAUGAGCAGACCCACUGUUGGUAGUGCUCACUCCCACAAGGCAUACCAUUGAAUUCAGUGGGACUAGUCACACAUGUCUAAGUGAUUGCAGAAUUGGGCCCCAUAACCUGAAUAUUAUAUAUAUAUAUAUAUAUAUUAUAAUGAACUGCUUUUGUACUCUACAGAUGCCAUGGUAUGUAAACCCACUGAAUUAUUUAUUUCACAGUAAAUUUAUUUUUUGUGUCUGUGUUAAUUUAUAUUCUCAAACACUUCAUAACUUUAUAUGUAAAUACAUAAUAUUAUUGCUCUUAAAGAUAUGCAUUUUUCUAUUCUAGAAUAGCACUGCUAGUUAAACUUCAGUUGGAAUAAUACUAAAUAUCAGAGGGAAAUGGCAUAUAAAAUUUGCAUUUUGUAUUAUGUAUUUAUAGAUUGCAGCUGUAAAGCUGAAUUUUUUAGAAAAAAGCUGUUAGAAAAGAACAGGGUUAGGAACUUAUUAAAAACGCAUUUCGUUUGUAUAGCAUGUUGCUUUUCCACCUCUGUUUCAAUGUCAAUCUGUUUUGUUUUUUGCCUUUUAAGGAAUAUUGACUCUGGAAUAUAUAGUGAAACACUGACAGGAGAAUAUUAGUUUAUAUUUUCCAAACAUAUGCACUGGAUAUAUUGUAAAAAUAACAGGAAAUAUUGUACAACCUUUAACAGGUAAAUUGUUCACAUGCUGACAUUGUCAUGUUAUUUAAGAUGAGCUAUUAAAUAAUUUCCUUUGGACACUGCUGGCUUGU
Molecule: messenger RNA, 1696 nt
Organism: Caretta caretta (loggerhead turtle)
Lineage: Eukaryota; Metazoa; Chordata; Testudines; Cheloniidae
Gene: IGFBP1
Product: insulin like growth factor binding protein 1
Biological process (GO): regulation of insulin-like growth factor receptor signaling pathway
Cellular component (GO): extracellular region
Molecular function (GO): insulin-like growth factor II binding; insulin-like growth factor I binding
Source: RefSeq, a predicted model, not a curated record